AUGCCGCGCCAACCAAACAUUUCACCACACCAACAUCUACUCAUGGACGAAAACGACCGCCUUGCAGCAGAAGUGACGGCGCUUUCCACGCGGCUCAUGACCGAGGUGGCCAAGCUGCUGCUGUUGGAGGAGACCGUGCACCACUUGCGCAAGGAAAACCGCGAGUUGGCGCUGCGGCUAGGCGACAGCAAAGACGGCGCGGGCCAGAGCGAGCUUGAGAAGGCGCGGGCCGAGCUCGACAGAAACAGAGAGGAGCUUGCAAAGACCAAGGGCGAGCUUGAAAAGGCCAGGAGCGAACUUGCCAGCGCCAACGAGCUGCGGGCGGCGGCAGAAGCCAAGAACGCGCAGCUUGAGGGAGAGGUGGAGGACUUGACGGCGUCGCUCUUCAACGAGGCCAACCAGAUGGUGUCGGACGCCAGCCGCGAGACACACCAGUACAAGAUCAAGAACCGCAAGUUGCAGGAGGAGUUGGGCGACAAGGACGCCAUCAUCGACAGUCUCCAGGGCCAGUUGACCGAGUUGAAGGCGCUCAUCAUGCGCAUGGAGGACGACCAGGCGGCGGCGGCGUCGGUGUCUGCGCCGGCGGCUAAUCCGGCCGGCGUGCUAGCGCAAACUAUUUAUUCGCCGCGAGUCCGGGCGCUUCGCUACGACUUGCCGCAGUACCAGGUGGCGUUCAAGGCGUUUGUGUACCAGUUGAUCAAGCCGGACUUUGUGUUUGACUUGGCGCUGCUCAAAAACCUCCGCUACUUCCGCGCCAUCUGGACCGAGGAGCUCGAGCCGGCGUUGGAGCGUGUGCCUCUGGGCACCACCUUCAUGUCGCGGUUUCUGAAGGGCCGCACGUUGUGGGCGCUUUUGGCCGAGGGCCGUGCCAUCAUCGAGCCCGUGAGCGGCGUCAACGAAACGUUCAAGCUCACGUACAAGGGCGAGAAGACGGGCAAAGAAGUGCCGGUGGCCGUGGAGGAGCCGUGUCUGUUUUGCGGCGAGGACAAGAGCGACCGCAUGGAGCACGCACGGCUCUACUACCUCAAGCUCUACGAGCCGGUGGAAGGCGCAGCGCAUGGCGCAGCGCAUGGCGCCGCCCGUGACAUUGCAGGCGAGGCCCACGAGGUGGUGGCGACGCAUGCGCUCUGCAACUUUUGCUUGGUCAAGUUGCGGGCCAUUUGCGAUUUUUUUGCCAAGUUGCGCCUCGUGCAUGGCAACAUCUACCGGUUGCUGCAGUGCAGUGCGUUUGACGACGUGGCGUACGUGCAAAGCUUCCAGUUCAAGCGUGCCGAGACACAGACGCCGGGCCAUGCCCCAAGCGCCGACGAGGCGGUGGUGCUCAAACUCUACAUGACGUUGCUUGCGCUUCGGGCCAAGAUUUUCUGGAGCAGACGCGGCAUCUGGGACACCGAGGAUGACGUGGACAGCGUGCGGCUAGACGAGAUCCCCAUGGACGUUUUUCGGCAGAUUGUGCGGGACGACGUGACGUUCGGACACGAUGGGGGGAGAGAGUGCUACGGAGGGGAAUGA
Molecule: messenger RNA, 1512 nt
Organism: Clavispora lusitaniae ATCC 42720
Lineage: Eukaryota; Fungi; Ascomycota; Pichiomycetes; Serinales; Metschnikowiaceae
Gene: SEC2
Product: guanine nucleotide exchange factor
Biological process (GO): exocytosis
Cellular component (GO): cell tip; Golgi to plasma membrane transport vesicle
Molecular function (GO): guanyl-nucleotide exchange factor activity
Source: RefSeq, a predicted model, not a curated record